Alosa sapidissima (American shad) is the source of this 4142-nucleotide messenger RNA. It is a transcript of the gene zdhhc20a, whose product is annotated as zinc finger DHHC-type palmitoyltransferase 20a. The record is from RefSeq and is a predicted model, not a curated record. Gene Ontology annotation, biological process: peptidyl-L-cysteine S-palmitoylation; protein targeting to membrane; synaptic vesicle maturation. The coding region runs from base 16 to 1092 and encodes 358 amino acids. Gene Ontology annotation, molecular function: protein-cysteine S-palmitoyltransferase activity. Gene Ontology annotation, cellular component: endoplasmic reticulum; Golgi apparatus. The transcript has 14 exons. Lineage: Eukaryota; Metazoa; Chordata; Actinopteri; Clupeiformes; Clupeidae.
GCAGGCGGAUUAAAGAUGGCGCCCUCGCACGUACUAAGAUGCUGUCAACGGGGUUUAUCCUGGAUACCUGUUAUUUUCAUAAACCUGGUCGUCUGCUGGUCGUAUUAUGCUUAUGUCAUGGAACUCUGCAUAUAUACAAUCCCCAACCCAGAAGAACAAGUCAUCUACCUGGUGGUGUUUCAUCUGUCCUUCAUCAUGUUCAUGUGGUCCUACUGGAAAACCAUCGUCUCCAGGCCAACCAACCCAUCCAAAGAGUUCUGCCUUCCUAAGGCAGAGAAGGAGCAGUAUGAGAAGGAGGAGCGAGCUGAGGUCCAGCAGGAGAUCCUCAAGAGAGUCUCCAAAGGCCUCCCCAUAUACACCCGCACAGGAGGAGGAGCUAUCCGCUACUGUGACCAUUGUCAGGUGAUCAAGCCUGACCGCUGCCACCACUGCUCCACCUGUGACCAAUGUGUGCUGAAGAUGGAUCAUCAUUGCCCAUGGGUGAAUAACUGCGUGGGCUUCUCCAACUACAAGUUCUUUGUGCUGUUCCUGGGUUACUCCAUGAUCUACUGUCUGUUCAUCGCUGGGACCGUGCUGCAGUACUUUAUCAAGUUCUGGACACUUUGCCGACGGAGAGCUGCAGAAAACUGUCCUCAGAAUCAGCUCCCUGACACUCAUGCCAAGUUCCACGUGCUGUUCCUGUUCUUCGUGGCCACCAUGUUCUUCAUCAGCAUCUUGUCUCUCUUCACAUACCACCUCUGGCUGGUGGCAAAGAACCGCACCACCAUAGAAGCGUUCAGGGCCCCCAUGUUCAGGAACGGUGCUGAUAAGAGUGGCUUCACUCUGGGCUUCAGGAAGAAUGUGGCCGAGGUGUUUGGGGACCAGAAGAGAUACUGGCUCUUCCCCAUCUACACCAGUUUGGGUGAUGGCCACACGUUCCCCACCCGCCUGGUCAACAUAGACCCAGAACAGCUGAUUGGGGACCAGCCCAACUCCAAAUGUGCUUUAGAUGGAGAGAGCGUGACAAACUCACACAACCAUCUACUGGACGAGGGCCACAGGACUGAGGAUGGGGGACCCACAGUAACCGUCACAGUGGAGAAUGAGUCCUAGUCCUAGUCAGGAAGGGAUGGAGCCAUACACUCUGUUUGGUGGUCAAAACCCGGAGAGGACAGACGUUUUUACACACACACAUGCACGCACACACAUAUUCUCUCUCUCAAUGCCUUAAGGUCAGCUACAUUUCCAUGGAAACCUUCACUUUGAAUGACUGUUAAGAAAUGUUUCCUCAUCGCCAUGGAUACCCCCCCCUCCUCCUUUAAUUUUUAUCAGCCUUCAGAGCCUCACCAUCUGCUCACAUCACACACACUCACACACACACACACACACACACACACUCACAAACUAAAGAUUUGUCAAUAUUAGUCUUUGUUACUAACCAAAGACAGACAAUUGGAGCAUGUGAUUAGUUUAUUUAUUGAUAAUGGUCUUUUAUUAAUCAACUCUGGGACAGGUUUGAGCUCUCAAGCCAAAACAAGUGUGGUGGAUUUGCACAAGCCUGGGUUACUAUGGGUUACUAUCGCCCACAAACACCUCUGCACUGCCCCCCUGAGCGCCUCCCUCUCUUUCCCUCCCUUUCCUGGACACCUGCUCUGUAGAUCAGAAGUGUGCAAACAAGGGCAACAUUUUGUGAACAUUUUUCAGUUUGUGUUUAUCUCACUACAAAGAGUUCUGUGGUCAUUUUUCAGUUUGUGUUCAUCUCACUACGAAGAGUUCUGUGGUCAUUUUUCAGUUUGUGUUCAUCUCACUACAAAGAGCGUAGUCAUUUUGAAUGUACAAAAACAUUCCAAAGUAAGAGUUCAAAGAAACUGUGCUCAAAUAUUUGCUGAAUUUGUCUGCACACCUGGCUCUGAUGUGGCUCUGAUGUGGCUCUGAUGUGGCCCAGAUGUUUGCAGAUCUACAUCAGUUGUAGAAUCUGUGGCUGUCUCAGUUUAGCAGCUAAAUCGUCAUUGAUAUGCUGCCAUUUUGUGGUUUAAGCCCUUAACUGAGCUGCCCAGCAGGGUCAUUGGCAUCAGCGGCUGGGCUUCUGAGGAGCCCCACGGUGAGUGGAGACCUGCUGUAGUGAUACAGACCCGCCGGGUUGAGACCAGGCCAUGGCGGCCCGGUUCUGGCCCACAGCCCGCUGCUGUUCCGGUGCCUGAGCUGCGUCUGGAGCUGCUCUUUCUGAGGACACAGUUAUAUCCCAGGAUGUUUAGCCGUAAAAGCAGGCAGCCCAGUUUAUGGUGCUUGCCUACACCAUUGGCUUUCCUAGAUCAUAGCCAAGUCUGGAACAGACAGUUAAGAACACAGUUAAUGGGCCUUCUCAUCCAGGUGUAAAUAAGUCUGGAACAGACCUCUGUCCUACCUGAGCUCCAUCCAUCAGGACCAGAUCUCCAUCUGGUGAGCCCCAGAUGUGCUGGAUCAGUGGCCUCUGCAGUCAGACCCAGAUGUGCUGUUGUGUUCUGCUUCUGGCCAUCACGCUCAGAGUGGUGAGAAGCUCAGGAGCCUCUAGAGAUGGAGACAUCUCAUGGUGUUUAAGCUCAUGAGCCUCUAGAGAUGGAGAUGUCUCAUGGUGUUUAAGCUCAGGAGCCUCUAGAGAUGGAGACGUCUCAUGGUGUUUACUCGCACUUUAGCUGUCCAUUAACUCGCCCUCAACAUCUGUCUUUCUUUUGUUGCUGAUUUCUUUGUUUGUUUGUUUGUGUCAGUGUGCAGGCCAGUGCUGUGGGGAUAUUUUUCUCCCCAUGAAUCCUCUCUGACCUGUUUGUCAUCCAAGUGGAAAAGAGUUUGUAUGGUGUCAGUAGUUCAGCCUUCUGGUGAAUAGUUUUGGAGUAGUUCAGUCAUCUGGACAGAUCUGCUAGUGCCUGCUAGUAUACUACCUGCUAUUAGCCUGCUAGUAUAUGCAGCCUGCUAGUAUAUGCUACCUGCUAUUAGCCUGCUAGUAUAUGCUACCUGCCUGCAAGUAUAUGCUACCUGCUAUUAGCCUGCUAGUAUAUGCUACCUGCUAUUAGAGGUGGGCAUACUGCAUACUAACCGCUUAAGAUAUUGGAAUAUCAUAGUGACUAUGAACCAUUUUUUCUGCUGUGAAGCGUUACCCAAGUGUUUGAUUAUGGGGGCUCUGCACACCCCUGGUGCCCAAUGGGAGGCUAAUGCUAACAUGUGGCUAAUGCUAACAUGUGGUUGUGGAGCUGCCUACUCUGAGCUCUGCAGUUUAGCCCAAGGGCCUUCUCUGUUCUCCUGGUUCCCAGCAUGCUUCUCCACCUGCUGCAUCUCAGCUUUUCCCAUGAUGAUGUUCCUAAGCCACAUCUAGUCCUGUUCUGCAUCUCAUGAUGAUGUUCCUACGCCACAUCUAGUCCUGUUCUGCAUCUCAUGAUGAUGUUCCUACGCCACAUCUAGUCCUGUUCUGCAUCUCUGGGGUUUUGUUGGUCUGCAGGUUGUAUGCUGUAGUGAGCUUGCUCUUUCGCAGCUCAUCCUUGAUACUUCCCCCUACUCCUCCUCAGGUUCCUGCCGCCUGCUCAGUGCCUUUCCUUCAGACGUGCUUGUGUUUGGUCCGGUGUUGUCCAUCACCUUGCACAGUUGUGCUUGUUGUUGUUGCCCAGUGUGGUUUGGAGCGGUUGCUUUGUUUGUUCUUGUUGCCCUUGGUUAUGUGCUUGUGUAGAGUGCACACAGGAACUCUAUGGAGCUGAGAGGGGAUGUUUUGUGUUUACUCCAGAGAAACACUUCUCUCUUUCCCCACAGGGUGUCCUCACUGCAACAGAUGUGGGUGUGUAGUAUGACUAAAGUAGUUAUUUGUGAAAGUCCAGUGGUGAUGGUAGUUGAAACUUUUCAGCAUGCCGUGGUAGGACGUUUGUUGUAGCACGUUUGUUGCCAUGGUAACCCCUGUGGAACCGUGGGUCCUGCCAUUGCCCACUGCAAACUUAGCAUGUCCCCAGAUUUGUACUAAAACCACAUCCGACCCACGGGGCAAAGCUUAGGUAAAUGCGCACGCACACACACACGCGGCUCAGUGCUUUAAAUGCCAUAUGGUGUGUGAUGGUGUUCAAACCCUUGAGUGUUUGUGAAUUGAGUAUUCUUUUUUUAUGUUUUAAGUUGUAUUUUUGGGUAAAUGUAACUUGUUAUUUAUAUAU